Molecule: messenger RNA, 1682 nt
Organism: Megalops cyprinoides (Indo-Pacific tarpon)
Lineage: Eukaryota; Metazoa; Chordata; Actinopteri; Elopiformes; Megalopidae
Gene: ccdc181
Product: coiled-coil domain containing 181
Exons: 6
Coding region: 84-1640 (518 amino acids)
Molecular function (GO): microtubule binding
Source: RefSeq, a predicted model, not a curated record
UGCGUCUCUAUGACAACAGCUGCAAGUGCUGAGGAGCGGACAGAUAUAGCUACAGACGACAGGACAGCAGGUCCUGGAGUAGGAUGAGUGGGGCUUCAGGUCAGAACGGACUAGACAAUCAUGCUCAGGAAGAGUAUGAAGACGACUUUGAGAAAGACCUGGACUGGCUUAUCAGCGAGGAGGGGAGGAGUGAGGAACAGGACCCUGAGGAUGAGGACAUCGAAGCACAAAUCGACAAAGAGCUGGAGGAGGAAGAGGAGCGAGCAAGAAGGAAGCAGGCACUAGAGAAGGAGGGGACAGACGACGAGAGGUGGCCCUCGCCCAUGGAGCCCUACGAGAGCGUGUCGGAGUCGGACGGAGACAGCGCUUUCGAGUCCCUCCCCACGGCCCCUCCCCUAUCACCAGCACCGCCCCUCUAUGCUGCGUCUCCGCCUCCCCCCGAGGCGGAGUCCCUCCCCCCAGCCCCGGCCCUGACGGAGGAUGAGGAACUGGAGGAGGAGAAGAGGCGCGUCCAGGAAAAGAUCCAGCUGGCCAACCAGCAGCUGAAGGCCCAGGAGGCCCCAGACCACUCACGCCGCCGCAGGCUGCAGUUCAAGGACACGCUGGUGGACCUAGUGGUGCCGCCGCUGGAGUACGAGCACAAGGGCGCCCCGCAGAGGAGCGCCGAGGAGGAGCGCGAGGUUUCGGGGAGGAUGUCGGAGCUGCAGAUCUCCCUGCAGGAAGAGGACAGGGCGGGGGGCGCAGGUGGCAGGGAGGGCCGGGUUCUCAUUGAGAAGGACGGGAAGUUUGACCUGGUGAGCCUGAGGGAGGUGGAGAGCCAGGGCCUGCUGCCCCCGCUGCCUUGUUCCAACGGCGAUGGCCCACGUUCCCCCCGCAGCAGUGAACCCGGCACCGGCCACAGCCGAGGCUCCGCCUCCUCACCCAGACUGAGCACCGGUGCCUCCACUGUGACCGAGUUGCUCUACGCCCCCAAGCCCCCACCCCUCACCAGGAGCCGGCCCAACUCGGCAGGCCAAGCCCAACGCAGCGGGGGCAGGAGGGGCACCAAGCGCAGGGUGCAGUCGGCCAACAACACGCCCGCACACACCACAUUCACCCUCACACCCGAGCAGAAGCAACUGCAGAUAAAACUGCAGCAGAGGAGAGAGAGACUGCGCAGAGAGGAGGAAGAGCGCAGGCGUGAGGAAGAGGAGCAGAAGCGGCAGGAGAAUGAGCUGGCCUUCCAGGCGUGGCUGCUGAAGAAGAGGGAGCAGCUGCAGGAGGACCGGCGGAUCCUCCGGGCUCAGGAGAUGGAGAAGAUGAGCAGCAAGAGGGAGCAGUGCGACCCCCAGGAGGCCUUUAAGCUGUGGCUGAGGCGCAAACAGGAGCAGCAGGUGAGGGAGCGGCAGCUGGAGGAGAUGAGGAGACUGGAGGAGGAGAGCGUGUACUACCUGCGCAACCGAGAGGAGUCUGAGAGGGCCUUCAAACUGUGGCUGCGGAGGAAGCAGGCGGAGAAGAAGGCGGAGAUGCGGCUGGCUCGAGAGCGCUCCCGCAGGAUGAUGCUGGAAGCGCGGCGGGCGCGGCGCAUGCAGGACCUGCUCUGCACCGUCAACGAGGCCAAGUCUUUCCACUUCGCCGAUCACUACGGUUACCGUUUCUGAGCCCCGAGCCAUCCUCACCAACCAGAGUCCCCCUUCUGGAAU